CCCCAUCCCACAGUACCCACAAGGCUUCACCGCUGCCUAUUCUCCACGUCCGGCCCCCGACGCUCCCGGCGACCCAUAUUUAAAGCCACGCCGGGUCGACCCAGUCGGAGAGCACCUUGAGCUAACACAGCUGAGCACACCAUAGAAUUGGAUUAGCCUCCCCUGUGGCGAUCGAUCAAAGGAGCCAACAUAGAUCAGAACCUGAAACACACACCCACACAAGAAGAGAUGGUUAUGGGAGAGGCGAUGGAUAGCGACAUGAGCUUGUCGAACAUGGUGUUGAGCUUCCUGGAGGAGGGAGAGACGGAGAGAUGGCCGGAGAACGACGACGGAGACGAGGAGGAGGGAUCCUGCGGCGGCGAUACCGCCGAGAGCAAGGCCUUCUGGCAGGCCCAGCACUCCCAGCUCCAUGAGGCUUUGGCCAAGAGCAGCACCGUGGAGAGCAGGAUACGAGCGGACACAGAGGAAGCCCUGGAGAAGAUGCGCGCCGCGGGCGGCGUCUGCUCCUGCGCGAGACGGGCCGCGGCCGGGGACUGCCGGAGCUGCCUGCUACGGCACGUCGCCGAGCAGCUGCGCGGCGCCGGGUACAACAGCGCUAUCUGCAAGUCCAAGUGGGCACGGUCGCUGGACAUCCCUUCAGGCGAGCACAGCUACGUGGACGUGGUGGUGCAGACGCGGAACGGCAAGGCGGUGCGGGUGGUGGUGGAGCCGAGCUUCCGGGCCGAGUUCGAGGUGGCGCGGGCCGGGGCCGGGUACCGGGCCCUGGUGGCCGCGCUGCCGGAGGCCUUCGUGGGCCGGGCCGAGAGGCUGCGCGGGGUGGUCAAGGCCAUGUGCGCCGCCGCCAAGCAGUGCAUGAAGGAGAACAACAUGCACCUGGGCCCCUGGAGGAAGCACAAGUACAUGCAGUCCAAGUGGCUCGGCACGGCCACCCAGCGGGAAGAGGCCGCGGCGGCCGUGGAGUACGCGGUGGCGGUCGGCGCCUCGCCGGAGAAGCAGCCCAAGUUCAGGGCGUCCAUGCUCAGCUUCGACUUCGGCCGGGCCCCCGUGGUGGUUGUGUGAGCAAUGCAUGGCGCAUGGCAACAAAUUUGAAAAUGUAAUGUAUGAUGCUUGUAGAUUAGGAAAUUGCAAGUUAAUUCAUGGACUGUUCUUGAAGGAGAGAGAUCAACUGCAUGUGGGGUGAUUAAAAUUAAAGAAGAAGUAUGUAUAUAUUCCAUCUCUGAAUUUCUAUAGCAACUGGUUUGACAGUUGCCACCCAUCAUUUGGUCUAGAAUUCUGAAAUACAAUUUAGAUUUAUAACU
Brachypodium distachyon (stiff brome) is the source of this 1298-nucleotide messenger RNA. RefSeq lists its product as uncharacterized. Lineage: Eukaryota; Viridiplantae; Streptophyta; Magnoliopsida; Poales; Poaceae. The coding region runs from base 229 to 1059 and encodes 276 amino acids. The transcript has 3 exons. The record is from RefSeq and is a predicted model, not a curated record.